CAGUACGGUUUCUGCGCUCUACAAACUUGUAGUAGGCGGGGUUUACUCUGUAGUAUGUGGUCCACUCGCGCUAAACCAAAGAUCUGGGUGUUUUCCUCCUUAUCCUCCAUUACAGGUCAGAUUCUCAGCUUUGCCGUACGGCGCAGGCCUGAAGUAGCGCAGCCGCUCUGAGGUAAGCUGUAUCAAGCGAUGGAUGACCACACAGUACAUCAGGCAGAGCACAUGACUACCAUUGAGGCCCAUGCUGUUUCACAACAAGUGCAUGUGUCUACUUACACAGAGCACAGCAUGCUAAGUGCUGAUGAAGACUCACCUUCAUCACCUGAUGAUGAUACUUAUGAUGAUUCUGACAUUCUAAACUCAGCAGGAGCAGAUGAAGUUACAGCACAUUUGGCAGCUGCAGGUCCUGUUGGUAUGGCAGCUGCUGCUGCUGUGGCAACAGGAAAGAAACGCAAAAGACCACACAUCUUUGAGUCAAACCCAUCAAUACGCAAAAGACAGCAAACUCGCCUUCUUAGGAAGUUGAGAGCUACUUUGGAUGAAUACACAACAAGAGUUGGCCAGCAGGCUAUUGUUCUUUGUAUCUCUCCCUCUAAACCCAAUGCUGUAUUUAAAGUUUUUGGGGCGGCUCCACUUGAAAAUGUAGUGAGGAAGUAUAAGAGUAUGAUUUUGGAGGACCUUGAAAACGCCCUAGCUGAACACGCCCCACCUGGGGGUGGAGACCUGAGCUCUGAUCUCCCACCACUUACUAUUGAUGGCAUCCCAGUGUCUGUGGACAAAAUGACACAGGCCCAGCUCCGUGCUUUCAUUCCUGAGAUGCUAAAAUACUCUACUGGCCGAGGAAAACCUGGCUGGGGUAAGGAAAGUUGCAAACCUAUAUGGUGGCCAGAUGACAUUCCUUGGGCCAACGUACGAAGUGAUGUGCGCACAGAGGACCAAAAACAACGGGUCUCAUGGACACAGGCUCUAAGAACAAUUGUCAAAAACUGCUACAAACAGCAUGGAAGAGAGGACCUUCUUUAUGCAUUUGAAGACCAUCAGGUCACCACUCACCAGGUUGCUGCGGCAGCCACACACAGCAUAGCACACUUGGUGCCUUCCCAAACUGUGGUUCAGACCAUCAGCAAUCCAGAUGGAACUGUAUCACUUAUACAGGUUGGCACUGGAGCAACGGUAGCUACAUUGACUGAUGCAUCAGAAUUGCCAGGCACUGUUACUGUCGCACAGGUUAACUUUUCUACAGUCACCGAUGGAGAGGUUGAUCAGAACUGGGCAGCACUGCAGGGAGGUGAAAUGACUAUUCAGACCACACAGGCAUCGGAAGCUACACAAGCAGUGGCUUCUUUGGCACAGGCUGCCGUUGCUGCUUCCCAAGAGAUACAGCCAGGAACAACAGUUACUAUGGCACUCAACAGCGAGGCGGCAGCCCAUGCUGUGGCAACAUUGGCAGAGGCGACUCUUCAAGGAGGUGGGCAGAUCGUAUUGGCAGGAGAGACAGCAGCUGCAGUUGGGGCUCUUACUGGAGUUCAAGAUGCCAAUGGUUUAGUCCAGAUUCCAGUAAGUAUGUAUCAGACUGUAGUUACCAGUUUGGCCCAGGGAAAUCGGCCUGUACAAGUUGCCAUGGCUCCUGUUGCCACACGCAUCGACAACACUGUAACGUUGGAUGGGCAAGCUGUGGAAGUUGUGACCUUAGAACAGUGACACCAUUGCAAAUAGGCAGAUUAGUUCUGCCUAUUAUUAAACGAAGAAGCCACUGAAAUGAAACAACCUUCAAAUGCUGUUGGGGAAAUAACCGCAAAAAAAUAUUUUAACAGGGAAUUGAAUGUUUCUUUGUUCUUCGAUAUUGUCUGUUUUUUGGCUUUUAAUAGUGUGUUUGUUUCAGAUUAUAAUGUUUGUAACAUACAGCAAAUAGACCAAAUAAAUGGACCAAAUUCAUUGUGGCUGCAGGUCUCUGAAUGAUAUGUUCUUUCUGUGUAACAUUUUGUAGCCCCAAAUACUACUUUUCCUUGGUGUUUAUAUUGGCAGAUUGAAUUCAUUUCAUGCACUGAGUUUUAUUUAAGAAUGUGUUCCAUGUGUGCCAUUUAUAAAUAGUUUGCUUGAUCAUUCAUGUUUGUUUUUGUUUUAAACUCAUCACCUAUUGUUGUUGCAAGUGUCAACUAACCUAUGAAUUAUCUGCAUUUUCUCAACUGAAAAAAAUAUUACGUUCUUGUUAAACCACAUGUUUGUAACCAUAUAAUUCUACAUUAAACUUGGACAUAAACCAUAAACUGCUUCUGAUCGAAAUAAGCAUAAUAAAUAGUCGUAAAUA
Molecule: messenger RNA, 2308 nt
Organism: Trichomycterus rosablanca
Lineage: Eukaryota; Metazoa; Chordata; Actinopteri; Siluriformes; Trichomycteridae
Gene: nrf1
Product: nuclear respiratory factor 1
Exons: 11
Coding region: 190-1701 (503 amino acids)
Biological process (GO): regulation of transcription by RNA polymerase II
Cellular component (GO): nucleus
Molecular function (GO): RNA polymerase II cis-regulatory region sequence-specific DNA binding; DNA-binding transcription factor activity, RNA polymerase II-specific
Source: RefSeq, a predicted model, not a curated record